AUGGAGAACCACGCAGUUCCUCAGGUCGACGAGUCCGACCAGCGCGCUUCGAAGCGUCUUAAGGUGGACGAUUCCACGACGCAGGCCGAGGCACCCGUCGUCGAUGCCCCGAAGGAGGUGCAGGCUGCAAAGGAGGAGCGUGUCGCCGUCGACGAGGCCACGAAGCGCGUAGAGCCUGUUUCAUCAAAGGAGGAUGGUGAGAAGGCGACGCCUGCUGCGACCAACGGAGCCCCGGCUGCUUCUGCCGGCGAGGCUGAUGUUGCUAUGAGCGAUGCUCCUGCUCCGGCCCAAAAGGAGACCACGGAAGGAACUGCUGGCACACAGAACGGCGAUGCGCCUGCCGCGAAGAAGACGGACGACAGAGACAGGCAACGCGGCUGUGCCCCCAUCAAGGCUGAGUUCCUCAUCCACAAGGAUAGCCAGCCAAAGGAGGCAGAGGAGAUGGUCGACGAUGAUGACGCCGCCGAGGGCCGUGGCCAGGACGACCAGCAGAAGGGCGACAAGAGAGACGGCAGGGACAGCCGCGAUAAGAAGAAGCGUGAGAAGCGCGAGAAGGGCCAGAACAAAGAGCGCAGCUUCGGCCACUUCGACGAUGCCCUCCGUCUCUGCAACAGCCGCGCCUACACACCCGAGUUCUCCCCGCGUGAGUGCAGGUUCGGCGACAGAUGUAACCUAGUCCACGAUCUGCGCAAGUACCUUAAGGAGGGCCGCCGUGAGGACCUGGCGACUUUUGACGGCAAGUGUCCCGUUUUUGAGGAGUGGGGUAUUUGCCCCUCCGGCUGGAAGUGUCGCUUCGUCAAGAGCCACAUGAAGGAGGUUGAGCACGAGGACGGCCGCAAGGAGCUUGUUCUCGUUGAGGAGCCCAAGAAGACGAGCGGCGAGGCACCUGUUGAGACUGGACGUGAGGAUUUGCGGCCUGGCGUCUACAACAACACUGAGAACCAGCUUAAGAUUGAUCUCAGCCGCAAGCGCGUUGACUUCACCGAAACGGACAAGUACAUCACCUGGAUGAACAAGGACACGAGACUGAAUGACCAGUUCCAUCAACGCCGCAAGGACCAGGUGAUUGGCAGCAACGACGACCUGCGCGCGCAGUACGUCGAGCCGCCCCUGAAGCCGUCUGAGAAGCGCAAGCUGUACUUCGGCAAAGAGACUCCCGCCCUGGCUCCCCUGACCACACAGGGCAACUUGCCUUUCCGUCGUCUCUGUGUCGACCUCGGCGCUCAGUUGACCUACUCCGAGAUGGCUCUGGGUAUGCCUCUUGUGCAGGGAGUCAAGAAUGACUGGGCGCUGAUGAAGGCGCACGAGAGCGAGAUCAGCCCGCCUAAGAUUAGCCCCGACGCCGACAUCGUCAAGGGUUACGACAACGCCCGCGACCUGAAGUUCGGUGCUCAAAUCUCUGGCAACCAGGCAUGGCACUGCGUCAAGGCAGCCGACCUCCUGAACCGCUUCGUGCCCCACCUGCGUCUCAUUGACCUCAACUGCGGCUGCCCCAUCGACAUGAUCUACAAGUCUGGCGGAGGCUCUGCCCUUCUCGAGGCUCACGGCAAGCUCGAGCGCAUGGUCCGCGGCAUGAACACCGUCUCCGGAGAGAUUCCGAUCACGGUCAAGCUCCGCACCGGCGUUAAAUCCAACCGUUCCACCGCCGCCAGCAUCAUCGGCAAGCUCGCCUUUGGUUCCCGCGAGAACCGCGAAAAGCAGGGCGCCCCCGGCUGCGCCGCCAUCACCCUCCACGGCCGCAGCAGAGAACAGCGCUACACGAAGAAGGCCGACUGGAGCUACAUCGCCGAGUGCGCCGUCAUGAUCAAGGAGUACAACCAGCAGAAGGACAAGCUCACCGACACGAUCGGGGAGGCCGACGAGUCCACCCUCCCCAACGCCAAGGACGGACGCAUGUUCUUCCUCGGAAACGGCGACUGCUACUCCCACGUCGAGUACUUUGAGCACGUCGAGAAGGCCAAGGUCGACACCGUGAUGAUCGGCCGCGGUGCCCUCGUCAAGCCUUGGCUGUUCGAGGAGAUCGAGAAGGGCCAGUACCUCGACAAGUCCGCCACGGAACGUCUCGCCUACGUCGAGAAGUUCUGCAAGUUCGGCAUGGAGGCUUGGGGCACCGACGAGCUGGGCAUCGGCUUCACCCGCCGCUUCCUGCUGGAGUGGCUCUCCUUCGCGCACCGCUACGUUCCCAUCGGUCUGCUCGAGCACCUCCCGCCCGACCUCAACGACCGCCCUCCUGCGUACUUCGGACGCAACGACCUGGAGACGCUCCUCGCCAGUAAGAACUACCGGGACUGGAUCAAGAUCAGUGAGAUGUUCCUUGGUCCCGCCCACCCCAACUUCACCUUCCAGCCCAAGCACAAGUCUCACGCCUACGAGGCCGAGGGUUAG
Messenger RNA from Colletotrichum karsti, 2385 nucleotides. Its product is annotated as dihydrouridine synthase. The transcript is spliced from 3 exons. The record is from RefSeq and is a predicted model, not a curated record. NCBI's taxonomy places the organism in Eukaryota, Fungi, Ascomycota, Sordariomycetes, Glomerellales, Glomerellaceae. Gene Ontology annotation, biological process: tRNA processing. Bases 1 to 2385 code for a protein of 794 amino acids. Gene Ontology annotation, molecular function: RNA binding; flavin adenine dinucleotide binding; tRNA dihydrouridine synthase activity.